Molecule: messenger RNA, 1718 nt
Organism: Spinacia oleracea (spinach)
Lineage: Eukaryota; Viridiplantae; Streptophyta; Magnoliopsida; Caryophyllales; Amaranthaceae
Exons: 6
Coding region: 678-1184 (168 amino acids)
Source: RefSeq, a predicted model, not a curated record
ACUAUGCUUAAGCAUAGUGUUUUGAGUCACAUAUAGGUGAUUUUCACUAUUUAUAAGAAAAAAUUUCCAAAUUGCUUCCCUUUGAUGGCUCUAUCCUACUUGCUCAAUCAACCAAGGUUCAAACCUUGGUUCUUGCAUAUUUCAAAAAAAAAAAUUCCCUUCUUUAUUUCCUGAUUCAUUGCCCCAUGUGCUUCCUUCUCCUCCACGUGACCCCCCUUAUUUACCUUAUUCUUUCCAUUUCCUCCAAUUUUCACUUUCUCUUUCAACCUAUCCCUCAUAUGCGGAUCUGCCCCUUCUCCUCUCUCCUCCAUCCUCCGUCGUCCGCCCCUUUCUCCACUAGGACCACCAUAUCUUUUCUUCUCAUCACUCUCCAUCAGAACUUCAGUUUCUCAAUCGCGAAAUCUCUUUAUGUAUCUCUCAUUGCUGGGACAUGCGAAACAUCUGGUCAUCUGAUCGAUUUCUUUGGGGUGGCCAUUAUUGCUCCCAAAAAACGGUAGAUUGUUCAAAUAUUGUUGGUGCCAGCACUUGUUGAAUGUGGCUAAAGUUCACUUUUGCUGACACACAUUACUAGGACAACAGUACCUGUAACUCUGUUAUCAUUGUCGUCCUCUGAUGGCGUACCUUUUUACUCAACUUCUUAGAUUAAGUUCAAGAGGCUAGACGCUUCAAAAUUCUCCAUGUGCCUAACAAGUUUCUGCAUGAGGAUGUUUGUUUUGCAGCUGGAAGGAUUGUUGCAGUCAGUCAAAGGUGGUAUGCUUCCAGUGAUUGACUGUUGCGCAGCUGUUCUGCUCUGUUUGGCUGUUGUUGGUAGUGUUUCAGGUGUGGUGUUGCUGCAUGGGGGUAGUGGUUGUCACUGCUUGUUUGUUGUCAACCAUAAAGUAUAUUGGGAAUUGUACAUCAGUCCAUAUGUUAGGUUAACCAGCACUAGGACGAAGAUCAAUGGCGAGUCUUCUUUCAUGGAGAUCUCAACCAACAGCCAUAAAGACGAGAGAUUAUCGCCUUUUAACUCGACUUAUGCAGUGAGGUUUAAAGAGGAUAUAAAGAGGUGGGCGAGAGGCGGUGUGAGAUAUGCAACCAUUGUAGUAGCUCUUGUGAUCUACAUAAGGGUGGUGGUUUUGGGGAAUUUUUGUGUAAUUGAUUUUUUUUUUCCGCUCAACUCCUUUUCUCGGGGUUUUCUCCCCUAAUCGCUCUGCUUGUUUGCUAAUUUUGUUAUGAUAUUUGAUUUUCAUAUCUUGGGGGACCGCGCGCGCUAGCGCGUGGUCCAACAACUAGUUAAUACCAAAGGGAGAGCAGUACAAAGAAAAUGGGACAACACCCAACAAACCAACAACUACAAACAACAACCUAAGCAAGACCAACUAAAAGAAAAAAGAAAGAAUAAACUGUUGGAAAUUCUCAUUGGGAAACACAAAGGAAAAAAAGGGUGAGUGAAAAUUCAAGAGUCCCACAUUGGAAAAACUCUUCAUAUUCCUCUUGUUUAUUAAUUGGGGAAUGAGUGUAACUCUUGUUUAAGAAAGUGUGAGAAUGGUAUGGGUGGACACAUCACACACACGCGCGCGCGCGCCGGGCCGGGCGUGGGCCGUGGGCCUUGGGCCGUGGGCCGUGGGCCUUGGGCCUUGGGCCUUGGUACUUGGUACUUGGUACUUGGUACUUGGCUCUUGGCUCUUGGUACUGCGGUUCGCGGGCGUGGGGUGGGUUUUGUGGGUCAACCCUGUUCC